AUGCCGCGCGCAAAGGUCAAGCCUGAAGACCGACAGCGCUCGGUCAAAGCCUGCCAGCCAUGCAAGACGUCCAAAACGCGCUGCGAUGCCGAAUCGCCAUGCGCCGCCUGUGUGAAGCGCGGCCGUAUCCACGCCUGUAUCUAUCCCACACCGUCAGCGCGCGGCCAUGUCAGAAGUCAGAGCACAUCCACCGAAGCAUCGUCGUUGCCAAGGCAAGACCUUCCUCAGCAGCGACCACUUCCCAGCUUGGACGAGGCCCGCCCGUCCCUGUCUCCAGCGGUCCCUAACGACAAGGCAGCGGCUGCCGACGCUGACCCUCCACGAGCAAAAUGGACCCCAAGCUCCUCCCAGAGAACGCGCAGCCGUAUGCUUCUCAGCUCCCGAGGCGAGAAGCUCUAUGUAGGCGAGACGGCAUCGCUGUCAUUCCUGCAGUUUCUGCGCAAGACUCUCAGGCGGCACAUGGGCCCCUCGCCUUUCACUGAGAGUGAAUUCAGCAACCAGAUGCUGGAAGUCGACCAGGGUGACCGUCUGCUUGAUGUCGCCGAGCCUGAUGGGCUUGAAGAUCAAGACCAGAAGCGCGCACUGGUCCAGUGCUUUUUUGAAGCCUCGAGCGCCAUUCUCCAUCUGUACACCAAAGACGAGGCCUUUGGGUUUGUCACAGAUACCGGGCUCUCGCCCAGCACCAAUCAUUUCAGUGACCGAGCCAAACGCGAUGACCAUGCCGCACUGUGCUUGAUGCUUGCAAUCGGAGCUCAAUGUCGCGGCUCGCGGCAGUCCGACGCCGAGUAUGCCACUCGUUGCUUCUCCAGAGGACAGCAAAUCGCCUUCGAAGGCAUGCUUUGUAACCCAAGCAUCAACAUGAUCAGACUGUUCUUGCUCAUGGCCUUCUACAUGUUGGGAGCCUGCCAUCGAAAUGCGGCUUUUAUCUACAUUGGCGUUGCUUCUAAGGCUGCAUCUGCACUGGGUCUUCAUGUCAAAGAGGUCUACAAACAUGUCCAGGACAACGAGCUCGACACCAGAAUCAGGACCUGGAAGAGCCUACGCAAUUUGGACUUGAUCGUCACCUCUAUUCUAGGCCGAGCAGGUGGUCCUUCGAUGGUGAGCCCCGCCGAGACAGAUCUGAGCAAUAACGUACAAGUGUCCGGCCAUCGUUCGCUUGAUGCAACGUACCGAGUCUGCACCAUCAUCGAUGACCUACAGCAAGAGUUUGCGAAAGGUGGCAUCGCGGACUUGAAGUCAGCCGAAGACUACCUGCAACGCCUUCGGGAAUGGUCCCAGAGUGUGCCACCAGAGCUGCGACAGUUCACCAGCGCCAAUGCUAUCAACACUGACAGCGAGCAUGUCAUCGGAGCUGUACAUAUCUCCUGCUGCUAUUUCUUUGGGGCCAUCCUUGUUACCAGGCCUUUCCUGAUCUCGCAUCUGAUGUCUAAAAUUCGUGGCACGGGAGCUGAUACUCCUCAUCCUGCUGCAGCUUCGGGAGAUCGUGACAAAGUCUCAAAACUGGCCAAUGCAUGCUUGAAUUCUGCGAUUUAUAUGUCUCAGACAGGCUACCAAGCCAUGGAAUCUGGCUAUUUACUAGGAAAUAUGUGCUUAUUGAAGGCUUGGAUGUUUGCUGCUGGUCUGUUGCUCGGCUUCGCUCUGUUCGCUGAGAGCGGCGAGAAUACCGAAGUCGAAGAAGCCUUCAAGAACGCCAUUGCGGUCCUCAAGAUGAUCGCCGUCCUGUCACCGCAGGCAGGACAUUACACAGACAUCCUCACCAAGUUUUCUGAGGCCGUGCAGCAGUACAAACGAAAGCUAAAGGAAGAACGCCGCCGUGCGACCAAUGAGUACGUCGACCAGAUCUUCGCCAUUGAUCUCGGCCAGCCUCAAGGCUAUCCUAGCCCGGUUUCGGGUAAUUGCGACAACGGUCCAGCAACGAGCAACAGCAUGAACGAAGUUUCCUUUCCUCCGGACAUGCUUCCUGGCGGCCCGCUUGGUGAUCCAUCACCGAAUGACUUGUCGUUGGACUGGCAGCCCUUUGGAAUGUUUUUCGAAGACUUCUGGGUAAACCAGCAAGGCGGAUCGGGUGUCAUGCCGUUUGGCUGA
Molecule: messenger RNA, 2085 nt
Organism: Cyphellophora europaea CBS 101466
Lineage: Eukaryota; Fungi; Ascomycota; Eurotiomycetes; Chaetothyriales; Cyphellophoraceae
Exons: 1
Coding region: 1-2085 (694 amino acids)
Biological process (GO): positive regulation of transcription from RNA polymerase II promoter by galactose; DNA-templated transcription
Cellular component (GO): nucleus
Molecular function (GO): RNA polymerase II cis-regulatory region sequence-specific DNA binding; zinc ion binding; DNA-binding transcription factor activity, RNA polymerase II-specific
Source: RefSeq, a predicted model, not a curated record